Cotesia congregata is the source of this 1467-nucleotide messenger RNA. The record is from the annotation of a GenBank genome assembly. Lineage: Eukaryota; Metazoa; Arthropoda; Insecta; Hymenoptera; Braconidae.
AUGAAAAAAUUAAUAGAGAUUAUUGCUUUGCUAAUUCAUAACUUUGCACUCGGAAAAAUUGAUGUCGCGCCUGAAGAUAGAAUCACUUUAUUCAACAAAAUUAUGGGAGAUUUGUUCAAUAACUGCGGAGCGGAAUUCGGAACAAUUGGAUUCUGGAGUGGUGAUGAAAUAUUACGGAGACUGGACGACAAAAUCGUAAAUAAUAUUGUUUUGCUAAACAACGAAAAUCUAGUCUUAGAGGAUUUUAAUCGAAGGAUCAAUGUUUUAAUAGUCAUUGUUGAACCAUCAGGCUCCUUCCCCAAAUUUGCUAAAAAAGACAGUCUGACAAUUCAGUUAGAAAUGAUUGUUGUAUUCGUAAAACAUAAUUCCCAUACAACAUUAAUGAAUAAAAUAUUCCGAUAUUUUUAUUCCUUGUUUGAAACUUCAAAAUUUUAUUGCUGCAAAAAUUCAGAAGAAGAAAGAUCGAUUGACAUAAUAACUUUAAAUCCGUACACAGCAUACGCGCCGUCAUUUUGGGAGAAAAUUAAUGACACAAUUAUUGAUGAUUAUAACAAUUGGAGCUUUUUUAAAUCCCAAUACACUGAAGAAACUGGAAUUAUCUAUAAUAUCGAAUUAUGCAGAAAUAUAAUAUUUGAUCGCACGAAGAACUUGACUGGCCACACAAUAAAAACACUCAAUCGAAUCAGAAGUUUGACAAAGAAAGUUUAUUUUAUCAACAAAUUAAUUACUAAAAAUACUGAUAAUCAAGAAAUAAAUAAUUUACAGUUGCGAUUAUUUGAAAAACACCUCAUUCGCAUAUUGGUGAAAUAUUUGGACGUAUCAAUCAACAUAACUUACGGCUAUCCAGGUGAAGAUUAUUCUUUUGAUGAAUUCAAAAAGAUUCGACCUUUGUUCUACAAUCACUCAGCAGAUUUAACUCUUACAUUUUUAACCAAACCCGAAUAUAGAAAAAAUGCCGAGACUCUGGAAGAUCUCAAAGAUCAGAGUUACCUGAAAAUUUAUGCGCUACCCUCAAAUAAAAACUACAUAAAGGAUCCUCUGUUGUGGAAUAAAACGAUGUUUGCUAGUACUCAAUAUCUCAAGAACAUAAUUAUAAACGAGUCUGUCGCUUUCGUCAGUGACAUAAUCCAUUUGCAGCGUUUUAAAGUUAACAAAAAUUUUCAGGUUUCCAAAAAUCUUCUGAACCUCGGAUUCAGCGUCCUGUUGAUGAGACACAGUUGGCCAUUACAGAAGCGCGUUAAUAAUGUAAUUAUGCGUAUAACACAAUCUGGUAUUAUGGACCACUGGUACGAUGGAAAUCAACAAAUCAUAGAACGAAACUCUAAAAUGAUUGAAGAAGAAUAUGAAGACUACUACCGGCCCAUUCAGUUUGAUGAUAUUUUCACAUUCAUUUUGUUGGUUCUCGGAAUACUCUGUGCGCUUGGAUGUUUUAUUUGUGAAGUGUUCAUCAGAGUUUUUACGACUAGC